AUGAAUAGUGUGCAGGAUUUCGAGAAAAUCCAACGCGAACGAUUACCAACAUUAUAUGAAGUGUUAAUACAGAGGACAUCGCAGCCUGUCGAUCUCUGGACUUUCUAUACGUUUCUUUCGCAGUUCCCAUAUGCCAUCAACUAUCUGGACUUUUGGGUAGAUUUGAUGGCACACACACGACUUUGUAAAAGCUACGUCGAGUUGGUAAGAAAAUCAUUGAUUAACUUCCCACAAGAACAAGAGGAAAAUGGAGGCACAUCUACGACCACAUUUGAUUUAGUGAACGCACUGAUAGAAGAAGGACACUUGGACCUGGAAACACCCGAUAAAAUCUUAGAAAACGGCAGUACAGACUUACCGUUUUCACCAAAAUUAAACCAAUUGCUGGGAGAUUGGAAACGCCAGUCGGGCAUCAGUCAAAAAGUCCUGAGAAGCGAAGACAUGGCGCUGAUCGUGGACGAGAUAAUGAAAAGGCGCUCACAACAAGACGGAAAACCGCAGAUAACUACAAAACAACUGCUACACAGCGCAGUAGGCCUCUGCAACACCUACUUAGUAUCGCCAGAACAAAGCGAACGGUACAUGAGCAACAUUCCCACGGAAACGCGGAACCGCAUAAUAGAAAACAUACAGGUCGAACGAAGAUACGACAUUGAGAUUUUCGACGACGUGAAGAACCUGACCUACCAAUUCUUAGAGAUGGAUUGCUUCCCAAAAUUCCUAAGCCGGGUCGCACUACACAACAUCCACGAUGAAAUAUCCGAUUGGAGAUUCCACUCAGUGGGCGCCACUAACGAAAAGAGUAAACGCUCUCGAGGCCAGACGCACAUUUCCCGCUCCCCAUUCUCCAAUCACACCUCAAUCAGUCGCAUCGGCCUUGGUUUGUUAUGGCUGGGCAUCGGCUUCUGGAUCGGAUACGUGCUGAUCUUCCUGGCGUAUAGUCGCGCCAUCCGCGUUGUUACGGUCGUGCCAUUUACGCUAGGAUGCUAUUGCAUUGUGUGCGGCAUGUACCAAGUGGACAUUGUGUAUUCUUGGUUUGGUGUCACACAGAGGCUUCUCCACAGACACAAAAACACUAACAGUGACGAAGACGAUGCCUCUACCAGUCCCUAUCACGUGCCAGCGUUACUUGCGGUGUUCGGCGGCAAGCUGGGUGCCACUGCUGCAUUUACGGUUAUUUUCAGCUGUGUUCCCGGCCGUCGUGUGUGA
This is a messenger RNA of Saccharomyces paradoxus, 1209 nucleotides long. RefSeq names its product Rax1p (gene RAX1). The transcript has 2 exons. The coding region runs from base 1 to 1209 and encodes 402 amino acids. Gene Ontology annotation, biological process: intracellular protein localization. NCBI's taxonomy places the organism in Eukaryota, Fungi, Ascomycota, Saccharomycetes, Saccharomycetales, Saccharomycetaceae. The record is from RefSeq and is a predicted model, not a curated record. Gene Ontology annotation, cellular component: plasma membrane.